Drosophila rhopaloa is the source of this 1460-nucleotide messenger RNA. RefSeq names its product transcription factor Ouib. The record is from RefSeq and is a predicted model, not a curated record. Gene Ontology annotation, molecular function: DNA-binding transcription factor activity, RNA polymerase II-specific; RNA polymerase II cis-regulatory region sequence-specific DNA binding; zinc ion binding. Bases 76 to 1275 code for a protein of 399 amino acids. Gene Ontology annotation, biological process: regulation of DNA-templated transcription. NCBI's taxonomy places the organism in Eukaryota, Metazoa, Arthropoda, Insecta, Diptera, Drosophilidae. Gene Ontology annotation, cellular component: nucleus. The transcript has 4 exons.
GGCAAAUUUAUUUCAGGUUACUGGCAAUGUUUACAAUUAGGAAUUUACCAAUUUGAUUUGGGAUAUCCUGGUAAAAUGCUUCAGAAUGUGUGCCGCGUGUGCGCCAGGUGCACAGAUAACUCGAAAUCGCUUAAACUGUUCAACAAUGGUGCUCGGAAAGUGCUGCAACAAAUCAAUUUACUCACCGGCGUUCUGCUCCACUGUGAACCUGAUUUACCCGACUGGAUGUGCGGGACCUGUCAAACGGAUCUGCAGAGCGCCAUAUCCUUUCGCGAUCGCUGCUUGAGCAGUCAAAAGAUCUUUGAGGAGUCGGUGGCCAGAACCGAAGAAACCACAACCCGCUCCUCUGUUCGUCGUAGUGCCCGCUCCCAAAGACAACGCCAUGAAGACCCCGCUCCAAACACCCCUCCCAGCCCCCUAGAGAUAAUGAUUAAGCUCGAGAACCUGAGCAAUAGCGACGAGGAGGACGAUGGAAUCGAUCAUUUGGAUUCCUGCAACGAAGCCGACAUGGAUUUGGCCAUCAAAGAGAUGUCCUCUUCUUCCGAAAAUGAAGGGCCCGCCUCACCGGUCAGGGUGAAAAGAAAUCGACGUCGUGGAGCCAAGAAAUCAGGGAAAAGUGAAAAGCGACCCAAGGUUCCUCUCCCUGUUUUCUUUUGCGAUCAGUGCGGUAACAACAUCACCGGAAAAUCCUCCUUCGAUCGUCACCUGAGGAAGCACAGCGGGAUCAGGCCAUUCCAGUGCGAACUGUGCCCCGCACGCUUCCUCUCCUCUGGCGAGCUGAAAGGCCACCAGGUAAUGCACACCGGGGAUCGGAAUUUCCAAUGCCGCUUCUGUGACCGCACCUAUGUCAACUACAGCGGACGACUGCGGCAUGAACGGACUCACACAAAUGACAGACCAUUUGUUUGUGCCCAGUGUGGCAAGGGCUUUACCAACUCGUACAUCCUCAAGAAUCACAUGCUCAUCCAUACAGGUGAGCGGCUGUUCAGAUGCGACCUGUGCCAUCGGUCAUUUGCGCGACCCACUCACUUAAAGACACACUACCGCUCCAAUACCCACAAACACAAUGUGGAGAAAGCGAAGGCAGAGUCGGGUGAAAUUCAGCUGCCACAAUCGUUGCCAGCGGGGCAGGCUAAACUUGAGGCGGGAAAUGAGCCGGAGCCAGAAGCUAUUGCCUUUACGAUAGAAGUGCCUUUGCCCGCGGAGCAGGAGCAGGAUGCAUCUUUGGAUCUGGGAACCCUGGGAUCAACCACUCUGAUGUAUAGUACAAAUUAGACCAUUAACGAAUUAAUCUCAACCUUGAAAAAGCCAAAUAUAGUUUAAAUAAUAUAGUGUUUUAAUAAAUCCUUAAAGGGGAAAACCUGAGCUAAAUUUUAAAGAAUUGGAAAAUUAAAGAUGACUUAGUGUCUUAAAAAUAAUAUACCAAGAGACAGAACAAAUAUAUUCUAUCUUUAAAAAUA